Messenger RNA from Cylicocyclus nassatus, 2437 nucleotides. The record is from the annotation of a GenBank genome assembly. NCBI's taxonomy places the organism in Eukaryota, Metazoa, Nematoda, Chromadorea, Rhabditida, Strongylidae.
UUGAGAAGUACUCCAUAUGACUGAUGUUUCCCAACGUCUACAGAAUGCUAACGAUAGAGGAGUGGUGCUGCGGAUUUUGGCAGAAGCGAAGAAGAGUAUCGUGUGGGAGCAGGAUUGUUCCAACAUUCUGGAAGCAAUUAUUGAUGAGAUAGAAAAAAUCGACAAUUAUUUGACUCAGAAUGAGAUCUCCUCGUAUGUCGACAGCUGUUUCUCAAGUGCUAAUCCUCUUUAUGCCCUUCCCGUGCUCACGGCUCGAUUAUCUUCGCGUCAAAUGACUGAUCGAAUCCUUUUUUGGAUAACUUUGUGCUUACGUGAAAACCUCGCUCAUACACUCAAAGACAGUGUCAGCCUCAAUGAUGAUGACUUUGUCUAUCAAUCUUACGAACAAUUUAUAUCGUGCCUGGUGUUUCUUCGUGAAAAAGCCUGCAGUACUCCUCCCAAGAAGAUUAAUGUGAUGCAGAGCGCUCUUGGAAGUCUUCCAGUUAUUGAAAACACAUUAUAUAUAGCGAUAACAGAUUGUCUGCAGUAUGUCUUCGAUUCAAUCGUUGCUGAGAAAGAUGUGGAUCUGCGCGUGAUUUCGCUUCUAGUGGCAAAGAGUCGUUCGAUCGUUGUUCAGGAUACUACUCUGCUAAAUCAUGUUGUAAAGUGGCUAUGCAGUCGUGAAGAAUCUCCCAUAUGGGAUCGAAUUGCUCAGCGAAUCUUCACGGAUGACUCGAUUAGCAGUCGAGAUGCUGAAGCUCUUAUAACAGCCGUUGGACUUUGUGCUUCAUCUGCCAAAGAUUUGAUGAGGUGUUUUGGGCUUGCCAUUCGUAGAAAUGCCAUAAUUCGACGUGUGUGCUGUACAAAGCUUUUUCUUCAACGUGUCUGUGAUGCAUCCGUAGUGCUGACAUUAUCCGAAUAUCUUCACUUAGCUGCCACUAAAGAGAUGUAUGUGGAAACUAUGGAGGCUGUUGUCUCUGUAUGGUCUGAUCCUGCCCAUGUGCGUUACGUGGCCGUAGAGCAACAGAUGCAUCUUACAAGAGUCGUUUUGGCUCUGGGUCGAUGGCUCAAUGAGCUAGAGCUGGAAAACAAAAAAGGAGUGUGGGCAAAACUAUUUGAUACGGCUAUUCAAGCUGUUGAGCAGCGUCUUGCGAAUCCAGAUACCAUAAUCCGCCAGUCGGGAAUGUUUGUUGGAGAAACAUUUUCGAUAUGGAUGGGAGGAGAGCGUCUUGAGUUUGAAUACCAAGAUGACAGCUGGUUGGACGAGAUGCGCAGUAUACGUGAUGGCACCACACCUGUGCCGAAGCAGGAAGCGGUUGAUACAGUAAGCCUACAGUUGGAAAAGUGUGAUAUGCAGCUUCCCACAUCGUCCAGUUCCGUAGCUAAUACACAACCGUAUGACAGUGAUGAUGAAGAAGACUUUGAGCCUUAUGAUAUUCCAGAAAGCGAAAGAAAUGUUGAAAGUUUACCAGCAGAUGCAGAACCUGAAAGGACUGCACCUCCACCCAGUUACAUAAGAGACUGUAUGGAACAGUUAAGUGAGAAGGAAAAAUACGAGGUGUUUGAAGCAGCACUCUUUGCUCUGAAUGCUAUGAUACGAAGAAAAGCUGUUGGAUUUGUUGAUAUCGCAGAACAGUUGGCUAAGAAGCUUGUCUAUCUGGAGAAUAAGUUUUCUACAAAGAAUUUUGAGGAAACCCGCAAGCAAUGCCUCAUUUCGUGUCUAAUUAUGCGACCUGAACUAGCACCCAAGUUAGGAGAUAUAGUGUUUUCACGACAUUGCUCAUUCUUUCAUCGCUACCUUAUCCUGGAAUGCUUUCUUGCUGCUGCGAAAGAGCUUUCAGAAUUCCAAAAAGAGCCAGCGAAAAAGAUUGUCGAAGUGCCUAAAGAGGAGAAGGAGGAGGGAGAACUCAAUGACUGGAGAUCCAUCGUAGAUGCUCGUAUUCGUUCUCAUACUCGCCGAUUUACUACUGAGAAAAAACCGGAACCCAUUACCUCUUGUAAUCGAUUUGCACCUGUGGCUACCUUAUUUUUCUACCCUUUAUUAAAGACGAGGACUGAAGAACAUCUGGAAUUGAAGGGUCGUGAUUCUCCGUUUCUGGCUCGUGUACUGUUCUGCGUUAGCGAAAUUCUCCAGAAGGCAGCGAAUGCUCCAACGGUUGUGAGAAUGGCAAGCUCGCUAGCAGAAGUUGUCGGUCCGCUUCGGUUCCAUCCGGAUGCCUAUAUACGGUCUGCUGUAUUGUAUGCUUACUUUUCGAUAGCGAACGCUGUACCUCAAUCGGUGUUUAUCGAAUUUUUCGGAAACGUUGUGAGGAGUUGGAUCGAGUGGACACUGUCCUUGGCUGAUGACGUCGAUGCAGCAGAACAUCAACGCCUUAUGGCCAGAAAUGUGGCGACCGUGCUUUUGCAAAGGAUAGGAGCUAAUGAAUCGCUGAUAGAGAGUAACGAAAAUGAAAGCUAG